GAGGUGAUGUAAACACCCGCAGCGCGACUCUCCUCCGCCGUCUGUUCUCAUGAACGCUAUCAGCCCUUCAAAGUGAGCGAGACGAGUGCACACCGCUGCGCGUUUUCUGCGGAUCAUGCCCCAAGAACCCGAUCCUCCUCCGGCCAAGAGAUUCAAGCCGGGGUCUCCCUUCUUCCGCCUCGACAAGAAGCCCGGCAUGCUUCUGCCGCGAGCUGGUCAUGCGCCGAUCAGCGUGGACGCGCAGAGAAGACAGCUGCCCAUAUACCAGGCGAAAUCACAACUGAUCAAUCAACUCAGACAGCUGCAUAAUGCCGUGAUAAUAGGUGAGACCGGGUCAGGUAAAACCACACAGAUACCGCAAUAUCUUUAUGAGACUGGCAUCGGACGACAGGGUAUCAUCGCAGUAACACAACCCCGCCGGGUGGCUGCCAUCUCUCUUUCUGGUCGAGUGGCAGAAGAAAAGGGAGUUCAGCUGGGGAAAAUGGUGGGCUACACAGUGAGGUUCGAAGAUGUCACGUCGUCUGAGACCAAGCUGAAGUUUAUGACAGAUGGGAUGUUGUUAAGAGAAGCUAUAGGUGAUCCAUUAUUACUGCGGUAUACUGUGGUGAUUCUGGAUGAGGCUCACGAGCGGACCGUGCACACGGACGUUCUGUUCGGUGUGGUGAAAAGUGCCCAGCGCAAACGUGCGGAGCAAAACAAAGUACCUCUGAAGGUUUUAGUGAUGUCAGCCACUAUGGAUGUGGACCUGUUCUCUCAGUACUUCAAUAAAUCACCUGUUCUGUAUCUGGAGGGCAGACAGCAUCCCAUUCAGAUCUUCUACACCAAACAGCCUCAGUCCGACUAUCUGCAAGCAGCGCUGGUGUCUGUCUUUCAGAUUCAUCAGGAAGCUCCGCCUUCCCAUGACAUCCUGGUGUUUCUGACGGGGCAGGAGGAGAUCGAAGCGCUGGCACGCACCUGUCGAGACAUCGCCAAACACCUGCCUGAUACCUGCGGACCGAUGACAGUCAUUCCUCUCUAUGCUUCUCUCCCUCAAGCUCAACAGUUCAGGGUCUUUCAGCCCGCGCCGAAGGGUUCGAGAAAAGUUAUUCUGUCAACAAACAUAGCGGAGACCUCCAUCACCAUCUCUGGGAUCAAAUACAUCAUUGACACUGGGAUGGUGAAAGCCAAGCGCUUCAAUCCAGACAGCGGUCUGGAGGUCCUGGCCGUGCAGCGGGUGUCUAAAGCGCAGGCGUGGCAGCGCGCUGGUCGCGCCGGAAGAGAGGACGCUGGGUCCUGUUACCGCCUUUACACUGAAGAGGAGUUUGACCACUUUGCAAACAUGACCGUGCCUGAGAUACAGAGGUGCAAUUUGGCCAGCGUCGUACUGCAACUUUUGGCUUUAGGAGUUUCUGAUGUCAUGAAUUUUGACUUCAUGUCUAAGCCAUCACCAGAAUCGAUGCGGACGGCAGUGGAGCAGCUCAGCAUCCUGGGGGCCGUCGACAGAAAAGAUGAGGAGGUGUUAUUAACCCCUCUGGGCAAAAAAAUGGCCUCCUUCCCUCUAGAGCCCCGCUUCUCUAAAACGCUCUUGAUCUCUCCUGACUUCAGCUGCACAGAAGAGAUUCUGACCAUCAUCUCUCUGCUCUCUGUGGACUCGGUUCUUUACAAUCCGCCCGCUCGCAGGGACGACGUCCUCACCGUGCGCAAGAAAUUCAUCUCCAGUGAGGGUGACCACAUGACUCUUCUCAACAUCUACAGGGCUUUCAAGAAAGUCAGCGGCAACAAGGAGUGGUGUCGAGAGAACUUUGUCAACAGUAGGAACAUGGGGCUCGUGUCUGAAGUUCGAAGGCAGCUCAGAGAUAUCUGCAUCAAGAUGAACAUGAAGCUGGAAUCGUCUCAGUCAGACCUGGAGAAUGUCCGUCGCUGUCUGGCUCACGGAUUGUUCAUGAACGCUGCGCAGCUGCAGCUGGAAGGCGGUUACGUCGCUCUGGACACACAGCAGGCCGUGGCGAUCCAUCCGUCCUCGGUCCUGUUCCAGGCCAAACCAGCAUACGUGGUGUUUAAUGAGCUCCUGCACACGUCCCGCUGUUACAUGAGGGAUCUGUGCCUUGUGGAUGCCGAUUGGCUGCAGGAAGCCGCGCCAGAGUAUUUCCGCCGGAAGCUUCGCGCCACCAAGAGUUAACCCUCCAUUAAAUGUGCCAUUUAUUAUUCCUGGAUAUUUAUCAUGGACUGCAUGAUAAGAAGUCAUUCUAGCCAUAGAUGAGAUUUUUCACAUGUGUGUAUUUUGUUAACACGUUUAUUCCUAUUAUACGAAUUAUAUGCAUUUGCCGUUGGAUCUUUGAAGACUGCACUGUUUUGUGCUAAUAUGCAACAUGUGUGGCAGUUUUGCUAAAGACUUUCACUAGUUUGGGUAAUCGAGAGCUUUAUUAACCGAAACUUUUCUAGAAGUGAAUGACUCCUUUGCUAUAAAUCUGAAGAUGUCAGGACAGUUUCGGCAGCACUUUUAUAAAUGAACUUUUAUUGAUGAACGUUAAAGAGUGUUUGCAUGGUUUUUUAUAACCACCUUAGUAUGAGAAUCAUACAUUCAAAAAACUUCUGGAUCAAGUUUAAUUUGGUUUGCUGGAGACUGACCGAUGGUAAUUCCAUGAGUGGACACAAGGAGGUUUUGUGUUUCUGUUAUGAAAUGCAGGAUAUUUUAAUUCACUUAAUAGUUUAAUGUAACUGUUAGAUCCUGAAUCUCUUAGAAGUGAUAUAGAAGUCCAUAAAUUAUAAACACAGCAUGUAGAAACAACUUUAAAACUAUUCUAUUGUAAAAACACAUCUUGAGUCUGGUUUUAUGCCCUGUUCUAAAUAUCUAAACCAAUUUUAGUCAUAUUAUUGCCUUCUGAUCUAGAUAUGAUGGACGUAUCAUCGAAUAUAAUAUCGAAAAUACCUUAGUUAGAUACACAACAAUUUACAAUAAUAUAAUGCAUGCCACUUUUUAUUAUGAGGAGCAAAAACACGUCAUAUGCAUACAAGUUGUAUCAAAUACUGCCUUGUUUGCUUCACUUUGUAGAUCAUAUCUGAGACCACAUGUAUGUAUAGAUGUAUCAGAGAUUGUAUACACGCUGUGCAUGAAAUCGGACGGAAUAAAUGAAGGACAGAAUGUGACCACUCAGGUUUUUAUGGUAUGCAGAAGUACCAGUAGUACAGAUGUUUAAUAUUAGUAUGAUUGUUUUCCAUUACAGCAUGAGCAAGAAGGCAUCAUUUGUAUGUGACACAACGGUCAGAAUUCAAAAGCAACGUCUGCUUGAUCUCAUUGUUAUUAAAUCAUCUGAAGGUGAACUGGAGUGUGAAUGUUUGUGCUUUUUGCAUAAAUAAUUACUUAAUUUUGUUACGUA
Triplophysa dalaica is the source of this 3356-nucleotide messenger RNA. RefSeq names its product DEAH (Asp-Glu-Ala-His) box polypeptide 33 (gene dhx33). The record is from RefSeq and is a predicted model, not a curated record. Gene Ontology annotation, molecular function: ATP binding; RNA binding. Gene Ontology annotation, biological process: positive regulation of transcription by RNA polymerase I. The transcript is spliced from 12 exons. Gene Ontology annotation, cellular component: intracellular anatomical structure; nucleolus. Lineage: Eukaryota; Metazoa; Chordata; Actinopteri; Cypriniformes; Nemacheilidae. Bases 116 to 2158 code for a protein of 680 amino acids.